Molecule: messenger RNA, 1333 nt
Organism: Ciona intestinalis (vase tunicate)
Lineage: Eukaryota; Metazoa; Chordata; Ascidiacea; Phlebobranchia; Cionidae
Molecular function (GO): calcium ion binding
Source: RefSeq, a predicted model, not a curated record
AUAGUUGAUGAUGAGAUAUAUAAUACAAAGCCGAACACGCUUGUUAGGCUAUUUAGGGUAAUAAUGGUCGGAGGCAGAGACGGGAAUGUAUUCAACCGAAAGUUAAGCUUACAGCAGCAAUAAAAUAAACUUAACCAUAAAACAGCUACAAACGCGCAGCACAAUAUUCAGCAAUGUUUUCUUUAAAAUAUGAAACAUUUAGGGUGAUUUUUCUACGAAACCUAACUUUUAGUAUGGCUGACAAUAUUUUAAGCAGCAGAAUGAGGUAAAGACAUUUUAAACGUUUUCCCAAACAGGUUUAAUUUGAUAUUUUAGUUUUACACAAUAAUGAAUUCAGAUAGCGGAUCUGCCGAACCCAGUACAGAUGACGUUCUUAUUGAAUAUGUGAAGGAAAAAGACAAUCUCCGUAUUGACCUCAAACAGAAAGACGCCGAGAUACAAAAAUACAAAGCAAAGGUUUACGAUCUCCAUGAAAGGAUAAAAACACUAGAGGAGGAAAAGAAAGAACUGGCGGCGGCAAAUGCGGCUUUGCUUUCCCGUGAACUACCCGUGAACAACAAACCAAGUUCAAACGUUCCGCCAAACAAACUUGGAGUGGUGAGGCCACGAACGGCAGCUGGAGGUCGAAGUCCAAUGCUGUCACGACCUAAGACGGCGGGUAGAGGCAGAGGGAAGGCUGCCAGCAAUUCUACAUCCAAGAAAGCGACGAAUAACGUUCAAGUAAAAUCAGAGUUACCACCACCGGCAGCAGAGAUUGACCCAAAGAAAUACAAAGAAGCAAUAGAUCGUCUUGCUCACUUGGAUGAGAUCGCUGAAAAGUUCCCGGAGUUAAAACUAUCAGUGGUUUUUACAUCGGAGAAGUUUUUUAAGGAAGGGGAUAUUAACAAUGAUGGCACCAUCGACUGCGAAGAAUUGGAAGCCCUUCUCACAAAACAGGGACACCUUUACACAAAUAAAGAACUCAAAGACAUUAUGGGUCAAAUCGACGUGGACAAUACUGGAACCAUUGAUAUAAUGGAAUACUUAGCGGUAAUGGAGCGUGUACAGCUACGUAAACGGGUCAACCUGCCACAAGCAUUGACUAGAAGCUCGACUUGUAUAGUUCAAUGAAGAAGAUGACCGCCUCGAACGUUUUAGAUAAAAUAUAUAAAUUCUGUGCAGUUGUUUUAGAUGGGGGUGUAUCUGAAAACUUAAUGUGAACAGAUGCGUUUGUAUAAUAAAUAAAGGGUUUUGCACCAACAAAAUGUAUCUUUUUUGAUACACCUUCGAGACAACGUAUAUGUACAAACUAUGACGUAACUUUUAAAGAUUAAACCAACAAAGAUAUACCAGC